AUGGGCUUUGGAGAUUAUCCCAAGGAAUAUAACCCUGCAGUUCACGGGCCUUACGAUCCAGCCCGCUACUAUGGAAAACCUGAUACUCCGUUUGGUCAGGUUAAACUGAACGAGCUGGGGUCAUGGUUUGGACGUAGGAACAAGACUCCGUCUGCUUUUAUGGGCGCUUGCAGCAGAGCUUGGUGGAGGUGGCAACACAAAUAUGUGCAGCCGAAGAGAGUUGGAAUGGCUCCCUUCUUUCAGCUGCUUGUUGGGUCAAUGGCUUUCUUCUAUGUGAUUAACUAUGGCAAAAUCAAGCACCACAGGAACUACAAGUACCACUAA
Messenger RNA from Parnassius mnemosyne (clouded apollo), 324 nucleotides. NCBI's taxonomy places the organism in Eukaryota, Metazoa, Arthropoda, Insecta, Lepidoptera, Papilionidae. The record is from the annotation of a GenBank genome assembly.